GGCCCAGAGGUAUAAUCCGUCUUCGGGUACGGGAAAAGAUGCCGUUAUCGGGGACGUUCAAAAAGUGACCGGCCCCGCUCAAAAAGUGGCCGGGCCAGAUAUGGGCUGGAUCGACACACCCACAAUCCCACUUGCAAACAUCACACGUGGAAGAGUAUUUUAGCGGAGCAUUAUGGAUGAGACACAGAGCCAGAGCGAUGAGAAGAAGGAAGAUAUUGUGGCUACCUUGAUGAACUUGUCAGAAACUCUUUGUGAAAAAGCUAUGGAGAUCAACGAAUCUGAAACUGCUAAAGAUUUAAUGAAACGUGGACAGAGUUUGCAAAAAAGGAGUAAGCAGAAAACUUCAUCUCGUAAUGUAGAACAACAUAAGGCUAGAACUGACAAUGUUCAAAUUAGCUGUUGCUUAAUGGAGCCAGGGCGCAAAGGAUUUGUGAAGUCAUCAGCCUUUUAUGAUGUCAGUUUAAGUAAAUCUGACACCUAUGUUUCAGUCAUAAGUAAAAUAUGUGAUGCUAUUGGUGAAGAUCGUUGUGAUGAGAUGAGAUUAUUGAAUGGAAAAGGGGCUAUAAUUCCUGACCAGCGUCUAAAUAUACGUGAGAAAGAAGUUGAAUGGACUGUGGGAUCUUUCCUACUGAAAAGACAUUCCUCACCUGAUAAGGUAUCUUUUGGUGUUGGAAUAAUUGAUGAAAAUGAGCCUAGACCUAAAAAAGCUAAAGUUAAUUGUGGUACUGGAAAUAGCACAGAAUAUCAGCUUUCUUCAAUAUGUAGUAGAGAUUAUGGUACUAUUGUAGCUUCUAGCAAUGAUAUUAUUAAGGUAUAUUAUGCAUCUGAUGAUAGCCUUGUUCCAUGUACUCGAAGUGAAGUAUGGGAAGAAAUUAAUGGGAUUGAAAAUGGCAUGGAUAAAAAUGGCAUAUUUAUUCCUGAAAGUAGUUUCUAUCAUGUGGCUUCAAUUGUGUUGCAUGAUCCCAACCAAAAAACCACUGUUUUACAUAGAGAUAAAAAAGGCUGUGUUACACCAUGUAUAUCAGGAAGUGAAACAUUCUGCUUUACAAGUAGCAACAAACCUGUUCUGACAUCAAAGGCUGCUAUUCCAAUUGUGGCUCUUAGCAGAUUUCACCCUAAAUGUAAAUAUAAGUGGAAGUGUUUCAAUGAUACUAGAAUGGAGUAUCCAUCAACACCUGUGAUAUAUGUUUCCCGUCCUUUUCUUUUCAAAUGCUCUGUAUACGUGGAUGAUGUAUUACAGGGAUCAGUUCAUUUUGAUGUGUUAAGUGAACCCAUUACUGAAACAGAUAGAGCUAAUGUAUCAGUUACUGAAAAAGAGGGAUCAAGUAAUUGUGUUCAGGCUGAAAUUUUAUCAAUUCCUCCUCCUUCCUUUGAUUCUCUAGAAUUUUUUCUGGAGGAAAUUAUGAGUUCUACAAACCAUUUAGACAAGCAGAAUGAAUUAGGGAGAGGCGGGUAUGGUUGUGUGUAUUUAGCUAAUGAUUUGAGGUCGGUGGGCACAACAGCUGCUAUAAAGAUUCUGUCUAAGGAAGGGUCUCAAGCACUCACUAAAGGAAAUGAUGAAGCAUAUCAGAUCCAGAAUGAGCUACAGGCAUUGAUGAAGUAUCGCCAUCCAAACAUUCUUGAAGUAAUGGGCUAUUGCUUUUCACCACAGCUAAAGGCUUUAGUGUAUCGUUACAUGGUGAAUGGUUCAUUAUAUUCAUGGAUACACUUAGUAGAAACUAAUGCUGGUUAUAUGCAGCAGUGGAAAUUAACCUGGGAUCGCCGCAUUUCUAUUCUAAAAGAUGUUUUCCGUGGAGUUGCUUAUCUCCAUGCUGGAGAUAAGCCCAUUAUCCAUCAAGACAUUAAAUCAAGCAAUGUUUUAUUGGAUAAAGAUUUCAAUGCUGUCAUUGGGGACUUUGGAUUUGCUCUAGCAAUUCCAAGGUCUGAAUCCGGACGCACUCUUUUCACUGCACCUUUAAUUGCAAGAACCGAGGGGUAUUAUCCCCCUGAACUACUCUCAGGCAAAAUCUCUCCAUUAUGCGAUGUGUAUAGCUGUGGUGUAUUAGUGUUGGAGGUAUAUACUGCUUUAAAACCAUAUUGCAAGUCUCGUGCAGAUCAUGAGUUGGUGAAUCAUACUGAGGAUUACAGGCAAGAUUUGAAACAAUUUAAAUCAAUUGCUGAUGCUAGUGCCAUUGAUGAGAUUAGUGACGAAGAGUGUGACUUUUUUUGAAGGUCACUAAUCAGUGCUUACAGAGAUAUACCAAACGACCAACAGCAAAUGAAGUAAGGUA
This is a messenger RNA of Amphimedon queenslandica, 2270 nucleotides long. RefSeq names its product receptor-like serine/threonine-protein kinase NCRK. Gene Ontology annotation, molecular function: ATP binding; protein kinase activity. Gene Ontology annotation, cellular component: plasma membrane. Bases 173 to 2209 code for a protein of 678 amino acids. The record is from RefSeq and is a predicted model, not a curated record. The transcript has 16 exons. Gene Ontology annotation, biological process: protein phosphorylation. Lineage: Eukaryota; Metazoa; Porifera; Demospongiae; Haplosclerida; Niphatidae.